GCACUUAACAUUUCAUCGACGCGACAAAGCGCAACCCAAUAGCAACCCCCACAUUCCGCAUCAAUUAUUAUAUUUCUUACUUUCCUCUUCUUUAAUUAGCUCUUGCAUUUUCCCCAAUUGAGUUUCUCUACCAUCUCAAACAUCAAAUCAAGAACCCAUUCCAGCCAUCAAUAUGGGUCGCACCAAGAACCUUAAGCGAUCGCGUCGCGAUGAGGACGAAGACGAGGACGUAUCAAGCGAUCAGGAAGUCAAGUCAAGCAGCAAGUCCAAGUCCAAGUCCAAGGCCACGUCCACCAAGAAGGCCAAGACCUCUGAUUCCGGCAAAGACGAUGAAGGCAACCCCUUCUGGAGUCUGGGCGGCACUCGCAGAGCCACCGUCAGCAGUUUCAAGGGCAAGACAUUCGUCAACAUCCGCGAGUACUACACAGAUGCCUCUGGUGAUCUCAAGCCAGGAAAGAAGGGUAUCAUGUUGAGCCCCGAGCAAUACAUCAAGCUGCUCGAGGCCAUUCCUUCCAUCAAUGCCGAGCUACGAGACAAGGGACACGCCACGCCUGAUCUCUCAGGAGCGCCCGCAAACGCCCCCGACUCACCAGCGAAGGCCAAGAACGAGAAGAAGGCCAAGCCCCAGAGUAAGAAGACCAAGGCGAAUAUCGAGGCUACCAGCGAUGAGGACGAAGACGAGGAAGAAGAUGAAGAAGAUGAGGACUAAACCUAGUGGGUUUGCAUGCAAUAGCAUACAAUACUCCCACCACUCGUGGUACUAGCUUGCACGUAGGUUGAAGCCCAGCGAGGGACUCCCUACCAUAAUGACUGUAUCUAAUUUCCUUACCGCACGAUAUGAGGGCCAGGCGGUCUAUUGUAGGAUUGUCGAUCAUUUCUAAUUGAUACCCACGCUCUCUUGAGCUUUCUGAAA
Daldinia vernicosa is the source of this 913-nucleotide messenger RNA. Its product is annotated as PC4-domain-containing protein. Gene Ontology annotation, molecular function: transcription coactivator activity; DNA binding. Gene Ontology annotation, biological process: positive regulation of transcription initiation by RNA polymerase II. The coding region runs from base 173 to 709 and encodes 178 amino acids. Lineage: Eukaryota; Fungi; Ascomycota; Sordariomycetes; Xylariales; Hypoxylaceae. The record is from RefSeq and is a predicted model, not a curated record. The transcript has 3 exons.